AUGGCUGUCGUAACACCGCCAUCCUCUACCUCGACCUGGGCCGGCCACCCUCGCAUCCGCGGCAGCACCGAGUCCAUCCGCCUCUUCCUCCUCACCCUCUCUCUCAUCGGCCUGCAAUUCUGCUGGGGCACAGAGCAGACCUAUGCGACACCUUACCUCCUUGCGCUCGGACUGUCGAAGGGCAAGAUGAGCCUGGUGUGGAUUGCGGGGCCUUUGAGUGGACUGAUCAUGCAACCUAUUAUUGGCAUGAUCAGUGAUAAGAGCACGAGUAGGUACGGAAGGAGAAGGCCGUUUAUGGUGGGUGGCACGAUUGCGGUUGCGGCGUGUUUGCUGGUGCUUGGGUGGGCUGAGGAUUUGGUGGGGUGGUGGGUUGUGGAGGAGAGUAGGAGGAAAGAGAUUACGGUCAUGGUGGCUGUUUUUGACAUCUACGUGUUGGACUUUGUGAUCAACAUAGCACAAGCCACUUGUCGAGCGCUAGUUGUCGAUGCUCUACCUGUGCACCAGCAGCAGCUUGGUGCGGCUUGGGUGGCUAGGAUGGUUGGCGUCGGCCACAUGCUGGUCUUCGGGUUUGGCGCUCUCGACUUGAAUGCUAUCCUACCUAGCGCGCUAUUCGGCAACACACAAUUCAAGAAAGUCUGCUCCGUGGCCGCGAUGGUCAUGACGGCGUCGCAGUUCACGACAUGCUGGGCUGUGACGGAACGAGUGCUGGUCUCUAACGGUAGCAAGUCCUCCGAGAAGAGCCAGAGCCUCCUCACCACGAUCUGGCAGAUCUACGAACGAGCCCUCUACGUUCCAGAACGCAUCCAAGCACUCUGCUGGGUACAGUUCUGGUCGUGGAUUGGGUGGUUUCCACUCAUGUUCUACGGCAGCACAUGGGUAGGCGAGAUUUACCUCCGACACGAGGCGCCCAACGCCUCAGGCGACGCGCUCACUCAAGUCGGCCGCAUCGGCAGCAUGGGCCUGAUCAUCCACUCGACCGUCGGCUUCACAACAUCAGUUGUGCUGCCGUGGCUUGUUACAAGCCCAGGAGAUGAAGACCGACCAGGUUAUACUCCACGCCCUCCUGAAAGCAUCAAGGGCAUUGUUGACGUCCCGCUGAUAGGGACCAAGAAGCCUGCCCUCCUCGAUGUCUGGACGGUCGGGUGCGCCAUGUUUGCCGCGUUGAUGAUCUGGGCGCCGAUUGUGCAAUCGGUGGGCUUCGCGAUCUUCUUGAUGGCGAUUCUUGGGAUCCCUUCGGCGAUUGCUGGCGUGGCGGUGGGGACGUUCAUCGGCGUUGAAAUCAACAAGCUCAGCUCAGCGCUGCCUUACACCACUGUUCGAAACGCUGCCAACCAGCGCGUUCGCAUCUCUGAAGAUAUCGAGCUGAGCGGCAGAACCACACCUACCACCCUCCACAUCCGACAAGACUCCAACGCAUCAGCGCCGGACUCCUCAACAGGCGAGCUCAGCGGGAUAUACCUAGGCAUCCUCAACAUCUACACGACCCUACCACAAUUCGUGGGCACCGGCAUUAGUUCGGUGGUCUUCUCGAUCUUGGAGCCCGGCAAGAGUCCAGAACUCGCGACGGAUGCGCAUCCGGAUGAACAUCAUUCGACUGAAGGUCUUAGUGGGAUUGGUGUUUGCUUGUUCAUCGGAGCACUUUCGUCGAUUGUUGCGGCGAAGGCGACUAGACGGCUUAAAGAGUAG
Fulvia fulva is the source of this 1686-nucleotide messenger RNA. RefSeq names its product General alpha-glucoside permease. The transcript has 5 exons. The record is from RefSeq and is a predicted model, not a curated record. Gene Ontology annotation, molecular function: sucrose:proton symporter activity. NCBI's taxonomy places the organism in Eukaryota, Fungi, Ascomycota, Dothideomycetes, Mycosphaerellales, Mycosphaerellaceae. The coding region runs from base 1 to 1686 and encodes 561 amino acids. Gene Ontology annotation, cellular component: membrane.